AUGUGGCGUCCAUGGGAGAAUAAUGCAUUAGAAAUUGUUGAGAAUAAUGAAGUAGAAAUUGUUGAAGAAAAUGAGGAAAUUCUACCACCAAAUAAUCCUGAAAAUACUGCUGGACCAAGUAGAGGAAGUAUUAAAAAGCCAGAAAGAAAACAUUUAUCCAAAGACGCUAAAGAAAUUGUGUUAAAUGUGUUUAAUGGAUUAUGUGAAGAACUGGAACGGCACGAGAGUUUUUUAAAAACUGCGGCUUUAACAAAAGUUUCAUGUGCUACUGUAUAUCGAAUUAUAAAGGAGGGCAUUACAAAUAGACAAAAAAGGAGCGACUCUGGACUACAUCGAUCUAUUGAGCAACAUCUUUUAGGUCCCAUUUCAGAAACCAUUUAUAAUAUGUUUGCAGGUAAUAUUAUACCCACACUUAACCAAAUUUUAGCUGAAUUAAAAUCUAAAAAUAUUAUUAAUUGCUGUAAAUCAACUUUAAGAAAAUUUUUACUAUCAAAUGGUUUUAAGUAUAAAACAAUCAAUAAACGACAUACUAUAAUGGAAAGUGCCCGUUUAAUAAAAUGGCGUAAUGAAUAUUUGGAAAAGAUAACCGAGUACAGAAAUAGCGGAAGAAAAAUUUAUUACUUAGAUGAAACGUGGUUUGACACUAACGAAACAAUUGGCAAAGGUUGGAGUAAUGACAAUGUAAAGUGCAAAGUCAAUGUACCACCUUCCAGGGGCAAACGAAUAUGCAUUUUGCAUUGUGGAGGGGAAGAUGGUUGGGUAACCGAUAGCUUACUAUUAAGUGCAAAAGACAUUAAAGACAGUUAUUUGGACUAUCAUCAAGAUAUUACGGGUGAACUUUUCGAAUCGUGGUUUAAAAAUAACUUAUUACCAAAUUUAGCAGACAACAGUGUUAUUGUUUUAGAUAAAGCAUCAUAUCAUUCUAGACAACUUAAAAAAAUUCCGAAUAAAUACUCUAGAAAGGAUGAAUUGCAAGAUUUUUUAUUAUCACAAGAUUUAUAUUUUGAAGAUUGGUACACUAAAGACCAAUUAGUAGAGGUACUUAAUACAAAAUUAUUUGUAAAGGAAUAUAUUAUUGAUAAUGCAGCAAGUAAAAAUGGACAUACAACUUUAAGACUACCACCAUAUUACUGCGUUUUAAAUCCAAUAGAGUUGUUAUGGUCUCAACUGAAAUAUAAUGUGAGACAAAAAAAUCUAAAAAAGAAAAGACCCAGUGCACAGUUGCCAUGGCAGCGCACGAUGACACAAUCAAAUUCCGUCAACAAACAAAAGAUAAACGACCUAACCUAA
Molecule: messenger RNA, 1290 nt
Organism: Diabrotica virgifera virgifera (western corn rootworm)
Lineage: Eukaryota; Metazoa; Arthropoda; Insecta; Coleoptera; Chrysomelidae
Exons: 2
Coding region: 1-1290 (429 amino acids)
Molecular function (GO): nucleic acid binding
Source: RefSeq, a predicted model, not a curated record